AUGGCUUUGAGAAGAGGAGCGACGCCACUUGCCAUCGUCGUGGCCUUGUGCCUGAUCGCAGCAACAAGAACAGAAGCCCAGCUCAGAGUGGGGUUCUACUGCCGUAUCUGCCCUAAACCUGAGCUCAUUGUCAAGCAGGAGGUUGAGAAGGCUGUAAGGGCUAAUCCUGGCAUCUCUGCCGGCCUUCUCAGGCUGCACUUCCAUGACUGUUUUGUUGGGUCCAGCCCAUAUGGUUGUGAUGGAUCGGUCCUUAUCGAUUCAACAUGGAGAAGUACUGCAGAGAAGGAUACACUCCCCGACAAAAGCCUUCGAGGAUUCGAAGUCAUUGACAGAGCGAAGAGAAGGUUGGAGGCUGUCUACAGAGGGAAAGUCUCGUGCGCAGACAUUCUCGCGUUCGCAGCCAGCGAUAGUGUUAGUCUUGUAAUACUUGUCAACUUGCAAAUCGGUGGUAAUGCAGUACAGAAAAGUUUCUACCAAGUCCCUGCAGGACGAAGGGAUGGAAGGAUUUCCAGGGCUGCCGAUGUGAUCGAUCUCCCUCCUCCAGCCUUUAACCUCAGCCUCCUCGAUCCAUUCUUUACCAAGAAAGGUUCGAGCCUAGAUGACAUGAUCACACUCUCAGUUUCGUACUUAUUAUGCCCUUCCUUCGCCAACAGGCUCUACAACUACAACAAGAAAGCGAGCUGCCCAGUUGAAGAGGCGAUGCCCUCUACGGAGCAACAGCGUGGUGCCCAUGGAUUCAUCGACCCCCUUCACGUUCGAUACCAGCUACUACAGGAACCUGUUGGUGAACCGAGGUCUGUUCACUUCCGAUCAGACCCUCACGUCGACAUGGGCCAUGGCCGCGAAGGUGAGGCAGCUCGCGGGCAAUCCCAUGCUCUUCUAGAGGAAGUUUGCAGCUGCAAUGGUGAAGAUGGGUAA
Messenger RNA from Musa acuminata AAA Group (dessert banana), 918 nucleotides. Its product is annotated as peroxidase 5-like. Gene Ontology annotation, biological process: response to oxidative stress. Gene Ontology annotation, molecular function: heme binding; peroxidase activity. Gene Ontology annotation, cellular component: plasmodesma; plant-type cell wall. The record is from RefSeq and is a predicted model, not a curated record. The coding region runs from base 1 to 918 and encodes 305 amino acids. The transcript is spliced from 4 exons. NCBI's taxonomy places the organism in Eukaryota, Viridiplantae, Streptophyta, Magnoliopsida, Zingiberales, Musaceae.